AUGCAAGUGCCUCCAACGCAGCCUCCACCUCCCGGUCCGAAUUCGCACUGUCAAAGGAAAUACCACUUAAAAGGAUCCGAUAAGAAGAAGGGGGAGCACAUACAGCUGUACUACACGAUCCGCAAUUCUUCACGUCUUUCGACAGAUCGGUACACAUCCCACCACAGCAAGCCGGCAGCAGUCCAGUACACGGCGGAACACUGCAAGACCCACAAUGUUGCCAAUCAGUAG
Molecule: messenger RNA, 231 nt
Organism: Penicillium vulpinum
Lineage: Eukaryota; Fungi; Ascomycota; Eurotiomycetes; Eurotiales; Aspergillaceae
Exons: 2
Coding region: 1-231 (76 amino acids)
Source: RefSeq, a predicted model, not a curated record